Pelodiscus sinensis (Chinese soft-shelled turtle) is the source of this 276-nucleotide messenger RNA. The record is from RefSeq and is a predicted model, not a curated record. Lineage: Eukaryota; Metazoa; Chordata; Testudines; Trionychidae.
AUGAUCACCAAGCGGGAGGCGGAGCGGCUCUGCAAGUCCUUCCUGGGGGAGAACCGGCCGCCUAAGCUGCCGGACAACUUCGCCUUCGACGUGUCGCACGAGUGCGCCUGGGGCUGCCGGGGCAGCUUCAUCCCGGCCCGCUACAACAGCUCGCGGGCCAAGUGCAUCAAGUGCAGCUACUGCAGCAUGUACUUCUCGCCCAACAAGUUCAUCUUCCACUCCCACCGCACGCCCGAGGCCAAGUACACGCAGCCCGACGCCGCCAACUUCAACUCC